Messenger RNA from Setaria italica (foxtail millet), 789 nucleotides. RefSeq lists its product as uncharacterized. The coding region runs from base 1 to 639 and encodes 212 amino acids. NCBI's taxonomy places the organism in Eukaryota, Viridiplantae, Streptophyta, Magnoliopsida, Poales, Poaceae. The record is from RefSeq and is a predicted model, not a curated record. The transcript has 4 exons.
AUGACGCCGCUGAUCAGCAUGAUGCCAUGCAUGGACUACCUGACCAACCUCACCGUGCUGGCGCCUCCCGCCCAGUGCUGCGACAGCCUCAAGUCGGUCAUCCACAACGCCCCCAUCUGCCUCUGCCAUGGCAUGACCGGCAACAUGAAUGACCUUAUGCCCCUGCCCAUCGACCCCGUCCGCAUGAUCGUCCUCCCGCUCGCCUACGGUGCCAUGCUGUCGCUCCAAACGCUCUUCUCUUGCAACACUAAGUUUUUCAAGGAACGGCAAGAACAGAACACCGAAAGAACAAUCCCGGCAGUGGCAGCAAGGUGCGCUCUUUCUUCCCCAUCCUGCUUGGUUCGUCAACCCCUCUGCGGCAACAAACUCGGCAAGAAGCUCACUCCAUGCCUGCCAUCGCCAAGAGCCGUAAGGGUGAGAGUGAGCGCUGCAAAGCUUCCUCCGGGGGUUGAGGUGCCCAGGGUGCAGCCCAAGCUGAGCGAGCCCUUCUUGGGGUUCACCCAGACCGUCGAGAUCUGGAACUCCAGGGCCUGCAUGAUUGGCCUCAUCGGCACCUUCAUCGUGGAGCUGGUGCUAAACAAGGGGAUUCUUCAGAUAAUCGGGGUGGAGGUGGGCAAGGGCCUCGACCUUCCUCUUUAAUUGCCAUUGCCAAGCUGAUAGCAAGUUUUACUCCCUCUUUUCUGUCUUUCUGAAACCUAGCUAUUAUUGCUCUAAAAAUAUUCUGUCGAAUGAAGAUGCUCAUGUAACUCGGUUAUUGCGUAAUCAUAUGGCGGAGUUCUUUUAAGUUCU